AUGGCCACUGUAUUGCAAGUACAGAGACUUCAGGGCCGGCCUGGAGGUGACUGCUUUUGGUACCACAGAGGAGGAGCAAUCGCCGCGUUGAACAAGGAUCUAUCAGAUUCAAAACCCCAAGUUACGGAUGCAAUGUUCUGUGCGGUAGGGAUGCUGGCGUACAUCGAGAGUCGAGUGCCUGACCUUCGAACCCAUUCCGCAAGUAUGCACAUCGCUGCGCUGGACAGGUUUCUCGAGAUGAGACACGGUAUGCUCAGCGUAGAACUAUACGGCAUGCUUCUCAGAUUGUCACUAUGGUGCGACAUCAAUCCCCCUCUGACAGUUCCGCCUGUAUCAAAUCCAAAGGCGUCGGUUGAUGCCACUUCAAACGUCAAACUACCUAUCUUCUCUAGACAUUCGGACCCCACCCUGUCCCCAUCGGACGUGUUCGAUGAUAUUCGCCGACUGGUGGCCUUGAGAGAAGAGUAUGGAUGCGAUCCGUUACCGCAUGGCAGGGACCGAGAGAGAAGUUUGGCAUAUCUUGAGCUCGUCUCCCACCGCUUGCACCGAACAGCAAGAUCUCUACCGCACUCCCUGCUUGUUAGCACGGCAGAAACAAUCGUGCUGCGGUGCAUUCGCCUGGGCCAGAUACUCUUUAUGUACACCGUAUCUCCGGCCAUGUCAGUAUCGGGAGUCUACAGCCGAUCCAUUGCUGACGCACUGCGGUUGUGCUUGGAGCAGACCAACCCAGAGAACGGCGAUGCAGUGUACUGGUCACCGGAGGUGCUAUGCUGGCUCCUUUUCAACGGGGCUAUAACUAAUCAAGCCAAGGUGACUCAGAAGUGGUAUUUCAGUCGCCUGAGAGAAUUCCUGCACUCUCAAAGCAUCUCGCACUUUGACCAGGUGGAAGUCCUGCUGCGGAAGGUGUGCUGGUUAGAGGACCAAUUCGGUGUAGCCUGUCGCACUCUGUACAGAGAUCUGGUACUUGCAGUCGAUGGCUAG
Molecule: messenger RNA, 981 nt
Organism: Exophiala spinifera
Lineage: Eukaryota; Fungi; Ascomycota; Eurotiomycetes; Chaetothyriales; Herpotrichiellaceae
Exons: 3
Coding region: 1-981 (326 amino acids)
Source: RefSeq, a predicted model, not a curated record